Messenger RNA from Cervus elaphus (red deer), 9696 nucleotides. RefSeq names its product slingshot protein phosphatase 2 (gene SSH2). NCBI's taxonomy places the organism in Eukaryota, Metazoa, Chordata, Mammalia, Artiodactyla, Cervidae. The record is from RefSeq and is a predicted model, not a curated record. The transcript is spliced from 14 exons. The coding region runs from base 583 to 4716 and encodes 1377 amino acids. Gene Ontology annotation, biological process: negative regulation of actin filament polymerization; protein dephosphorylation; actin cytoskeleton organization. Gene Ontology annotation, cellular component: cytoplasm. Gene Ontology annotation, molecular function: actin binding; protein tyrosine/serine/threonine phosphatase activity.
GUGUUUAAAUCACAGGCAGAGAAAGUUUUGGGGUGAAGUUUCACUGUUUUGUAGUGGCAGCAGUCCUGGACAUGCUGCUGGAACACAGAGGAUGAGUUCAGCACCUUCCCUACAGAUGGUAUCUCUGUCCACAGCUCGUCUCUUUUACAUAGCGAGCCUUUGUUCACUGGAGAGUGGACGUCUGUGGGUUGGCCAGUCCAACUCCUGUCGGAGACUGAAGGUGACUGAUAAGGAGUCCAAAGGUCACAAUGGACCAGUAUGGGGUCAGUUUGGCUUUAAGGGGAAAAAGGGAGGCAUCAAAAAUUGAAUUGCCUCGUGGGAAAUGUUCAGUUCAUCAGCUUCAGCCUUUCAGCUUCGAUCAAAGAAAAGCCACCAGCUGUCUCUCGGUCCGAAGGAGCAGGAAAGAAACAAAACGUUAUUUAAAGGGUGUGAUUUAAUUGAACUGGAUUGUGUUAGGGCUUUCACUCCAGAGACGAUUUCUGUGGCGCUGUCACUCUGCUCUGCGUACUGUGAGGCAGCAGAUAACCAGAUCAAAAACUGAAGGUAGUUCGCAGUCACUCGGGUCUUUUGUUGGAUUUCAGAAUGAAACGUCAGAUGAGCUUCAGCAUCAGCGAGAGCUUUCUAACCGUCAAAGGUGCUGCCCUUUUUCUGCCACGGGGAAAUGGCUCAUCCACACCAAGAGUCAGCCACAGACGCAACAAGCACGCAGGUGAUCUCCAACAGCAUCUCCAAGCAAUGUUCAUAUUACUUCGCCCAGAAGACAACAUCAGGCUGGCUGUAAGACUAGAAAGUACUUACCAGAAUCGAACACGCUAUAUGGUAGUGGUUUCAACUAAUGGUAGACAAGACACUGAAGAAAGCAUCGUCUUAGGAAUGGAUUUCUCCUCUAAUGACAGUAGCACUUGUACCAUGGGCUUAGUCCUGCCUCUCUGGAGUGACACCCUAAUCCAUUUGGAUGGUGAUGGUGGGUUCAGCGUCUCAACAGAUAACAGAGUUCACAUAUUCAAACCUGUAUCUGUGCAGGCAAUGUGGUCUGCGCUGCAGAGCUUACACAAGGCUUGUGAGGUGGCCAGGAUGCAUAACUACUACCCCGGCAGCCUGUUUCUCACCUGGGUGAGUUACUAUGAGAGCCAUAUCAACUCAGACCAGUCCUCAGUCAACGAAUGGAACGCUAUGCAAGAUGUGCAGUCCCACCGACCUGACUCUCCUGCUCUCUUCACAGACAUACCAACUGAACGUGAGCGGACAGAGAGGCUAAUUAAAACCAGAUUAAGGGAGAUUAUGAUGCAGAAGGAUUUGGAGAAUAUCACAUCGAAAGAGAUACGAACUGAACUGGAAAUGCAAAUGGUGUGCAACUUGCGAGAAUUCAAGGAAUUUAUAGAUAAUGAAAUGAUAGUGAUCCUUGGUCAGAUGGAUAGCCCUACACAGAUAUUUGAGCAUGUGUUCUUGGGCUCGGAAUGGAAUGCCUCCAACUUAGAGGAUUUACAGAACCGAGGGGUUCGCUAUAUCUUGAAUGUCACUCGAGAGAUAGACAACUUCUUCCCGGGAGUCUUUGAGUAUCACAACAUUCGGGUGUAUGAUGAAGAGGCAACGGACCUCCUGGCUUACUGGAAUGACACUUACAAGUUCAUCUCUAAAGCAAAGAAACACGGAUCUAAAUGCCUCGUGCACUGCAAAAUGGGGGUGAGUCGCUCAGCCUCCACUGUGAUCGCCUAUGCGAUGAAGGAGUAUGGCUGGAACUUGGACCGAGCCUAUGACUAUGUGAAGGAAAGACGGACAGUGACCAAGCCCAACCCCAGCUUCAUGAGACAGCUGGAAGAGUACCAGGGGAUCUUGCUGGCAAGCAAACAGCGGCACAACAAACUCUGGAGAUCGCAUUCAGAUAGUGACCUCUCGGACCACCACGAACCCAUCUGCAAACCAGGACUGGAACUCAACAAAAAGGAGAUCACCACCUCAGCAGACCAGAUUGCUGAGGUGAAGACCAUGGAGAGCCACCCGCCCAUCCCUCCCGUCUUUGUGGGACACGUGGUCCCGCAGGAUGAGAAUCAGAAAGGCCUGUGCACCAAAGAAAGAAUGAUCUGCUUGGAGUUUACUUCUCGGGAAUUUCAUGCCGGACAGAUUGAAGAUGAAUUAAACCUAAAUGACAUCAAUGGAUGCUCAUCAGGGUGUUGUCUCAAUGAACCGAAAUUCCCUCUUGACAACUGCCAUGCAUCCAAAGCCUUAAUCCAACCUGGACAGGACCCAGAAAUGGCCCACAAGUUCCCAGACUUAACCGUGGAAGAUCUGGAGACGGACGCGCUGAAAGCAGACAUGAACGUCCACCUGCUGCCCAUGGAAGAGCUGACAUCCCGCCUGAAAGAUCUGCCCAUGUCCCCGGAUCCCGAGUCACCGAGCCCCCAGCCCAGCUGCCAGGCUGCAGGCUCAGAUUUCAGUGGAGAUCGCAUUGACUUUUUCAGCGCGCUAGAGAAGUUUGUAGAGCUUUCCCAAGAAACCCGGUCCCGAUCUUUUUCUCAUUCAAGGAUGGAGGAAGUGGGUGGAGGAAGGAGCGAGAGCUAUCGACUGUCAGUGGUGGAAGCAGCCCCUUCCGAAGCAACCACUGAUGACCAGAGAAGCAGCUCGUUGAGUAAUACUCCCCACGCAUCCGAGGAGUCUUCAGUAGAUGAAGAGCAGUCAAAGGCAAUCUCAGAACAGGUCAGCCCAGACAUCUUCAUGCAGCCGCACUCAGAAAAUGCGAUGUCAGUCAAAGAAAUCGUCACUGAGAUUGAAUCCAUCAGUCAAGGAGUCGGACAGAUUCAGGUGAAAGGAGACGUGCUGUCCAACCCAUGCCACACACCAAAGAAGCACAUCGCCCACGAGCUGCCCCUGGAGAGGGCGCAGGCCGCCACGAGCAGGCCUGGGAACCUGGAGCAGAGUGAAGGUUCCUGCUCAGCCCAGCCUGAGCCAGCCAAGGACUCAGGGAAGGGGCACCCCGAGGGGUGCCCAGGGGCACACUCCACUGCAGAGGUGGAAGAAGAAGAACCAGCGGAGGGGGAGCAAGAGCCCUGGGGCCCCGGGAUGCCCCCGGGUGCCAAGUGGUGCCCCGGGUCCGUGAGGCGAGCCACCUUGGAGUUUGAGGAGCGCCUGCGGCAAGAGCAGGAGCACCACGGCGCUGGCCCCGCGGGGCCCUCCCCGUCCUCCCUGUCCUCCCUGUCCUCCCGCAAGAAUUCCAGGAGCGACUCUCUGGUGGCAGACCCGGCAGCCAGAGGGAAGAGUGACGAAGCCACCCCAGAACUGUCGUAUGUCCCCAAAGAGCCAGAGACUAGCAGGGCCCAAGGGCGAUGCGGUGGGUCUGAGGCUGGCUCUUUACCACGUCCUGAGCAGCUUGCCAUUGUCCCGGCCCCUGAGCUGCGGGAGUCUCAUCCGGCGCCAGCACCUCAGGAUGGCCCGCGGCACGAAGGCGUCCUGCGGGAGCCGAGGGCUGUGGUCUCAGGCCAGGGGCCCGAAACACCAGCAGCCCCUGCUCCCUUUCCCAAGAAGAUAGAAAUCAUUGAAUACACCUACACAGCGCCAUCACCUGAUCCCAGGCCAGGGCGGGAAAGAGCCAGCAGUGAGAAGAGUGGGGCGCAGGGACUGAGGACUGUGAAGGUGGAAGAGGCCCUCACUGUCCUCUGUGCUCUGGAUGAAAAUCUGAACCGGACGCUGAGCCCCGACCAGGCUCCUCUGUGCCCCAGAGUGCUACCUCCGCCUCAUUCUCCCUCUCCCCAGCAGAGCAGGCCAGCCGACCUGCCCCCCACCCUGAGCAGCCCCGCCGAGCCCGAUGUCAGCCCCACAACCCAGCCGUGUGGCGCCAGCCCUGAUCACCUGCGCCCCCAGACGGUGAUUCACCUGGAAGGCUUCACGGGGCAGAGCAGCACCACAGACAGCGCGCCCUCCACGGAGCAGGGCAGCCGGGAAGAAAAUCGGGAGGGCCCCCUCUCCAGGGGCGGUGAAGUGCCAUACCAGGGCUCCCAGUUCAGUAGCGAAGACCUGCAUUUAAUCAGCCAACUGGGUGAUAAUACCGGGGAGCAACCGGUAAAACGGGACCCAACACCUGUAGCCCAUCAACUCCCACACAGCUCCAGUACAGACAGCAUAGAGAGCCUCAGUCAGAGCCCCAGGGUGGGGAAGGGACGCGCUAAAGAAAUCGAGUCCCGAGCGACUUCCCAGGUAGGGCCCCCCAAGCCACCCCAAAUGAGGCGUUCAGCUUCCCUCGCCAAGUUAGGUUACUUGGACCUCUGUAAAGACUGUUCACCAGAGAGGGAGUCCGUCUCCUCUGAGUCCCCUCAUCUCAAACUGCUUCAGCCCUUCCUCAGAACGGACUCGGGCAUGGAGGCCCAGGAGCCCCCAGAAAACCCAGACACCGCCCAGAACCGAGAGCCCACCAAGUAUUUCAUAGAGCAACUCAGAACCACAGGGCGUGUCGUGCAGAGCAGGCCAGUGCAGAGGCCCCUGGUGCAGUACGCCAAAGAGUUUGGUUACAGUCAGCAGUGUUUGCUCCCCAGGGCAGGGCCUGAAUUGACUAGUUCGGAAGGAGGCCUUCCUUCGGUACCGACCCAGGGACUGCAGGACACCGGCCCAGCCCCAGGGCUGGCUGUGGCGCCCCGACAGCAGCACGGCAGAACUCACCCCCUUAGGAGACUGAGGAAAGCGAACGAUAAAAAACGGACAACCAACCCCUUCUAUAAUACCAUGUGAUUCUGAGCCUGUACACGUGACUUUCUGAAAGAAAUGUUUGUAAAAGGGGCAGGUGUAAUACGUAAGGAACCAUGCACUUUAUUGGUUAAUUUUAUAAUGUUUUGGUCAUUUUACUGUUCCUGGCGCAUGCAGGGUUUGUUCCCCACCCCUACCCCGUGUGUGUGUGUGUGUGUGUGUGUGUGAGAGUUUGAUUUGGACGGCAAGACCAUUUUGUCAAAAAAAAAUUUUUUUUUUUUUUUUUUAAUUCAAACCUCAAAAAAAUACUCAUUUUCAAAGAACACCUUUAUCCAAGGCAACGUGCUGUUUUUCAAUCAGCUGCCACCUGCUCCUCAUUUUGCCCUCGGAGGAAAGGCCUGCUGGCUUGAUUGAGGAAGGAAGCAGAUGGGGAGGGUGGGGAUGAAGCUGGAAAUUGGAAGCGCUGCCUUAGGCCUGUGUGAUGAGGGUUUGGUCUCCAGACCUGAUGCAUUGGAUUCAGAUUUGCUGAAGGGGGCAGCCUGACGUCAGCGUGUUCUCAGCCCAGCCCAUUGGGAGUUCCUGAGGUGGGCAGACUGCUUUGCUUUCAAAGAGGGUCUUUCAGAAUUCAUCUCUUCUGGUCUCCAGAGUGUAUCAUUACAAAAAGUCAUGAUAACGGCUGGCUUUGUAAACCUAUCAAGCAAAUACAUUUUUUUUUUCCACCCCAAGCAAAUAAUUUUAUUAAAUUUAAAAUGACCUCCAAAUGAAAUCCAAGAGGUCCUCUGUAGAGGGAAGCCGAAUAGGAGGAGGUGAAAUUGGGGGUGGAGAGGUGGUCACACCCAGUAUCUUCCUGGUGGAUGGUCUCUACUAAGGUGGUCAUCCUACCCUUUCUUCCCCACCCCCUCUUCCCCCCUACCCCCCAGAAAUGUGCUGUGCAGCAUCCUCCCAAUGAGAAAACAUGAAAACAGGAUAGGGACAAGUUUGAAAAACAGCAACGGAAAGUGUGUUUGUCUAAAAUGAGUACAGACGCAGGGUUUUAACCCUCUUGUUACUUGAAUAAUUCUGUGGGCCUUUUGAGUUUUAUGGCCAUACUUUUUCCAAUUUAUUUCCCUCCCUCAUGCUGUUUCUCCCAACGCUGCCUAAUUUUUUUAAAUUUCACAGAUAUUUGAACUGUUACAUGACCUAUGUAUAACCUCCAUCGAAUGCAGACUUUUUCUUUUUAAUAUUAUCACUGUUAACACUUGACAUAAGUUUUCUUUUUUUCUUUUCCUGGAAGAUUUGUCAUUUCUCUAUAUACAGUAUUUAUGUACAUAAUGGCGUCACUUUCUUACAUUGUUUUGUUGUUAAUGUUAUAGGGUCUUUUUGAUUUAUCUAUUUUAAGAAGGAGUAAAGCUGCAACUGGAAGACCUACAGAUACCACAGAAAUAUAACUCAUGGGUGUUGGUAGGAAUCUGCAGAGUAUAUAUGGACAGUGGUGUGAUUUAAAUGGAGACUUCUAAUCACCAGCUCCUGCCAAAUUAUGCGUUAGUAACUUCCUCCUCAGAGAAACCCCCAAAGGCUCCCAAUUAGAUUGCAGCGUGACUGAAGGCUGAUGCCUCUUUGAGACUGAAAUCCCAGAAUGUUGUCUGCCAGUGGCUGAAUCAGAGCCAGAGAGCAUAUGUGAGUGUAACUGCUGCCCAGGUCAGAAGCCCCUAAUGGAUUGGGAUGAAGGGCCACAGGGAGGCCUCGGCAAGGGCAGGCGCCCCUAAUGACCACAUUUGGGAUGCUGUUGCUUUGCUGCUGUUGUGGAGGUCCUUAACGCAGGAGCACCUGCCGUAAAUACCCUGUUUCAGCUUCUUACAGAACACAUGUUUAGCCCGGAGGGAACGCCCUCUGCAGCUCCUCAGAACCAAAGAGGUCUGAAGACUGGCUUCCUGUGUGCUUUGGUCGAUGGCCACAUCGCUGAGAGACAGACCAAGCACAUAGCUGAGGUUUAGGUUUGGGAUUCAUCACAGCACUGAGAGAAGACGACAGAUUCACAGGCUGUGAAUGUGAUGUCAGAGGCCAGAGCUUGGUGAGGACAGGGUGACCCAAAGGAGACAGCAGAGGUGGACUGAGGCCACUCCUAGGUGCUCAAGACGAGCUGUGAAUCCAGUUGCCAUGAGGGGGCCAUGGUUGGGUCUGAUGUCCCUGCCAGGAGGCCAGUUAGACAGAAACCUCCUGUUCUAAGUGUUUUUUAAGGUGUAGUAAUGAUAGGUACCUGUGCUGUUCCUAAAUAGUUUCUUCAAUGUUCAGAUGUAUCAUCCACACAGUUUUGUGACUCCUGGAUAUUUCAUGUGUUGUAAAGUGUUCUGCUAGGCGGCAUGUUCCAGUGUGAGGAGACUUGCAAGACAGGGUUAUGAAUUUCCAGGGCUCACCCACUGGCACUGCCCUGUCUGGUUGAGGCAGUUCCAUCACCAAGAUGAUGGGGAAAGGACAGGAAACCGUGCAGGGUUGGGAAGAGGAGGCUUGGCAGGGAGGUAAAGAGAGUAAUGUCCACUCAGCGAAUCCCCUGAGAUGGUGACAUCCCUCAUACUAAGAAGUACACACCUGGGGGUUGGCAGUAUUGCACUGUUCUCGCCGUGGUGUUUAAUGUUCACGCUUACUGCAUUAAACUAGCAACAGAGAUGCGGGGGGUGGGGGGAACCCUCAAAUGCUGUGAAGGAAAAAAGGGUCUUGCUUUGCCUUUUUUUAAAAAUAAUUAUUAUAUAUUUUUAAUCAUUUAAUUUACCUGCCUAAAGAAACAUUCUCUCCAUGAGGUCUGUAAUUCAAGCAUGCCACAGGGUUUUGCCAGCCCUCAGACUCCCACAACUGAGUGUUCUUGUGCUAUUUACGUAGCUGAGUUCUGUCCAGGGGAAGUCCAUGAUAGCCUAUCAACAGCUUUCCAAACUGUAUUCUCUUCAAACAGUCUGAUAAUCUCGGGUGACCUGUUUCCCUUUUCUGUUCAUGGAGAACCCAGGCCCAGAGCAGCAGGUCUGGCCGAUUGACGGACGAGUAGGAGAAGUUCUGACCUCUCGCUAGGGCCUCUUGUUCUCUUUACUUUGAAAACUACCACAGCCUGACUCAGAAUUUGUUCUGGAGGGCUGUGUGAUUGUGUGUGUGUGUGUGUGUAAAAAGUCACACUGUGGUGCAUGGGGUGAAAGCCCCAGGGCACACAGAUUUUGAGCUGUAAUCUGGAUGGCUCUCUGGUCAGCAGGAAGGAGAAGCCCCCCCCUUUUUUGAUUUUAGAAACAACUUAGGCAUGGUGUGUGCUCUAGCAGACAUAGGACUGUACUGUAGUCAUCCUCAUCUCACCUCAUUUGGAUGGCCUUUCAGAUCCCGAAUGUUUGGGAUCAUUCCUAACAUUUCAGGCUCUUUAUCUAGCAUUCUCCUGAUUCUGUACCUGUAUCCCAGCUGGCAUUUCCUCUUUCUUGUUUUGGGAACUACGAAGAGCCCCAAGGACAGUCUGAGGAUGACCACCCAGGCUCUGGGGUCCCCCCUCCCCUUGCUAAAAGGCCCCAGACAGAUACUCUCAGAUAGACCUGAAGUUGCUGAGAGUAGCAGCUCACAGGAAUCUUCAUUUGUUCCAGCUGAGGAUUUCAGUUCUGAAGUGAUCUAGCCAUGUUUGGUAAAGAUUUUCUUUUUUUUUUUUUUGGUGGGAGUUCUCUCUCAAAGAAAGCAUUAUGCAAAAAGGGUCAUUUUCAAGGGCAUUUUCAAUUUUUAAAAUAAAGCCAUUCUUUGGCUUUUUUGAGCAACUGUCUGUGGAUACUUUGUUUACAUUGUGAGUAUUAAAACGAGCAUCAUCUUGAUGGCCGCUCAGUUUCCUCCUCCAGGCACCCCGUUCUGGCCAUCCUCACACAGAGCAAGGCCCUUGUGGUCAGCCCUCAUGGGGAAGUGGGGACAACCUGAAGCUGAUUUCCAUCUGUGUCCUGCACUCCCAUCCAACACGCUGUAUGGAAACAGUCGUCUUUCCUCAGUGAUGGUGUGGUCUUAUAGUGAUGGUUGUAAUGGUGAAUGGCUAGUGUUGUUUUUCAAUUUUGUUUUGCUUUUUGAUGGUAGAUGAGAUGAAAUCUUAGCUCUUUCAGCACCAGUCCAACUUAACAGCAUCUUGGAUUCGUUUUCCCUUCCAAACUAAAAGAUCAAGGCAUGUAUUAGGCAUAAAUGUAUUUGCUGCCUCAACUCAUCCAGGGGCCAUAUUAGAAUGAAAACUUGCCUGCCACCAGAGCAGGCAGCUGCCACACUCCUCACCCUUCUCCAGGGCUUGGGGUCCCUGGAUGCCAUGGAGGGCUAUUUCAAGAUGCUUCUGUACUGUUCCAGCCUGGAAGUGGAGGGUGACUGGGCCUGGCUCCUGCUGUGAAAAGAGAACCAGCCUCAUUUUCUCAGUGCCCCAGAGAUCUGGGACAGAAUUUCUAAACUGGAAUCAUCCCUCAUCAGCUUGAAGAUGCCCCAAGAGGUAUGUGACUAGCGCCACCAUCUGUGUCCCCACAGCAGCACUAGCGGUGGCCUCCUGUACCAGGGGCUUAACUCAAGCUGAUGACUCAGUCUGGAAGCUGGGUAACUUAACAUUUCAGGGUAAUUUCCCUGAAAUGUUUCCCCAUCAGUAAGUCCACAGGGAAUUGUUUGGUUUUUAUGUUCUAUUGGAAUUUGGUUUGCUUGGCAUAGCUUAAGGUGCCUUUUCUUUUUUCCUUUCUACUUUAUUUUGUAGGACUUGUUGUAAAGGUAGAAAACAAGUCCCCAAAGCCCCUCCCACUGACUGUUAACCUUUGCCCAGGCAACCCCAAACUUUUAUGCUCACGUUUUAUUAAAUAAAGCAGGUGCUCCCUGGAAUCUCUGGGACCUUUUUGAGGCAUUUGAAGCAGAAUAUAAAGAGUGGUCUCAUCUCCUUCCUUAAUCUUCCUGCUGGUUGGGAUGUUCCACUUGUAUCAUAGAUUUUUUAUUAUUGAUGUGCUCCGCUGUUUUUAAAUGUGAACUUGUGCGCAAAUGUGCAGAUUCAAUGUUCUUGUUACAGAUUGAAUAAAUUUUUAUUUUGAA